AUGACCGAAAAGGUAACAAAAUUGGCAUUGGCCAGCCGUGUCAUUGUAAUGCUGUUACAAUUGGUGGCUAACAAAUUGAUACCAGAUCACAAGGCAGAUGUUUUUCGUGCCCCCCUGGAUGUGGAUGUAAAGGACACCUGGCUGGAUAAAACAGUAGCGUUUUUGUUAAACGGCUUUCGUCACUGGGAUGGUGAAUAUUUCCUGCACAUUGCCGAAUAUGGUUAUACCUAUGAGAAUACCCUGGCCUUUUAUCCUCUAUACCCAAUGAUGGUCAAGUCUGGAGCAGUGGCAUUACAUUUUGCACUUGGCAAUGUCAUGAAUAUGCGAUCAUGCUGUUUGUUGGUGGGUGUGGUUUUAAAUGUGGCAUUAUUUUGCAAGGCAGCUAAUAUUUUGUAUGCGCUGACUCAACGUAUUUUUAAUGACCUAAACAAAAGUUGGAAUGUUGCUUUGCUGUUCUGCUUCAAUCCGGCUUCGAUAUUUUUUACGGCCGCCUAUUCUGAGACAAUAUUCUGCUUGCUUUCGCUGUAUGUAAUGCUCGAGUGUUCGUGUCAAAUAAGGGUGGUGCGUGCUGCCAUGACGUUGGCCCUGAAUGUGGCGGCGCGUUCAAAUGGCUUGGUGAAUUUAGGCUUUCCCAUAUAUUUUGUGGUGAGAAAAUUCGUCCUGAAACAAACCUCAAUGUUGGGUGGUUUGGCCAAGGUGGCCCUGUGCAUUGUGGUGUCCGUUGUGCCGUUGACAUUUUUCAAUUUCUAUGCCUUUCGGCAAUUUUGUGCCGUGGACAAGCCCAGCAAUCAUAGUGAGGCAAUUUUGAAUUAUGCCCGCGAACGUAAAUAUGUUUUGGCCGGCUAUCGUUAUGACGAACAGUCGCCAUGGUGCGAUGACAACUUCCCCUUUCCCUAUUCGUAUAUACAAUCGCAUUAUUGGCAUGUGGGUUUUUUGAAAUACUACGAAUGGAAACAACUGCCGAACUUUAUGUUGGCCUCACCAAUUCUUGUCUUUAUGCUGUGGCAUUGCACCAAGUAUUUAUACAACUUCUUGGCUACCCUGCUACCCAAAUAUCCUCUGUUCUAUUUGAUUAAGGAAUAUAAAACUUUGCCCUAUACCAUUCAUGCCUUUGCCUUGACACUGUUUUGUAUAUUCUUUGUGCACAUACAAAUUUCGACAAGGUUGCUAUGUUCCGCCACACCGUGUGUAUAUUGGUUCGCCUCCGAUUAUAUGCCCAAGUCAUUGGAGAAUUUACAAUUACGUUCUAAGGCGGGUUUAAUAUUUUUAUGGUUUGCCUCGUAUGUUUUGGUGGGAACAAUAAUGUUUAGCAAUAAUUUGCCAUGGACGUAAA
This is a messenger RNA of Musca vetustissima, 1333 nucleotides long. It is a transcript of the gene PIG-V, whose product is annotated as GPI mannosyltransferase 2. The record is from RefSeq and is a predicted model, not a curated record. Gene Ontology annotation, biological process: GPI anchor biosynthetic process. Gene Ontology annotation, molecular function: GPI mannosyltransferase activity; alpha-1,6-mannosyltransferase activity. The transcript has a single exon. Bases 1 to 1332 code for a protein of 443 amino acids. Lineage: Eukaryota; Metazoa; Arthropoda; Insecta; Diptera; Muscidae. Gene Ontology annotation, cellular component: mannosyltransferase complex; endoplasmic reticulum membrane.